Messenger RNA from Chara braunii, 1618 nucleotides. Lineage: Eukaryota; Viridiplantae; Streptophyta; Charophyceae; Charales; Characeae. The record is from the annotation of a GenBank genome assembly.
UGUGCGCAGGUCUUCCCUCUUUUUUCUUUUUUCCCCCUUUUGAGGAAUUGGGUGAGCCGCCACAACUCACCAAAUGUAAAAAAUGAGAAAGAAUCCUCCCCUAGAACAUGGGAAGAUGCACCGCCAUAGUUUUUAGAAAGAAUCUUCCCCCAUAACAUGGGAAGAUGCACCGCCAUAGUUUUUGUCCUUCGUGCAUGUGGUGAGCAGUGGAGCGACGCCCAUGUCUUCCUCCUUGUAAUCACGGUAGUUUACGUUUUGUCCUUCUGUGGAGACGGAGGAGGGCCUGCAACUGCAGUUUGGUCGUCCAAUUGUGCGCACCCCUCCUCGGCCAGAACUGAGCAGAAAAAGCUGAUUGUUCAGGCAGGAGCACAAUGGCAGCAGUGGCGAUCUCCAGUGCUUGCGCCGAAUUUGUCGGCGCUUUCAAAAAGCUUUCUCUCGACUCUUCGUCCUUCCUGAAAGGCGAGAGCAAGUUCACAGCAUCUGGUCGUGCAGGACUUGUCUCCUCUCGCCCCUGUCAUCUGCCUCUGCAGAUCGAAUCUGCUCACAAGAAAGGAACAGGAAGCACAAAGAACGGUCGCGAUUCCGCGGGCAAACGGUUGGGGGUCAAGAUCUACGGUGGGCAACAAGCCAUUGCGGGAAACAUCAUUAUCCGGCAGCGAGGAACGACGUUCCAUCCGGGAAACAAUGUCGGUCUUGGCCGCGAUUACACGAUCUUUUCGUUGAUUGAUGGAGUUGUAAAAUUCGAGCAGUAUGACAAGAAGAGGAAGCAGGUCAGUGUUUACCCGGCGGAGCCGGCGUCGGAAGAAGUGAAGGACAAUCGGAGGACGAGGCAGAUAGAGUACUGGAGGCAAAGGAGAGAGGCAAGGAAGGCAAGAUUAGCGGCUCGGAAUGGGACGGCAGAUGCACCAAUUGCAAAUGGUGUGGCUGCUUUGCCAGCUUGAGCUCUGGUCUGUCUGUGUCUCAGAGCUCAGAGACUGUCGUUACCUAACUUGUCAGUUCAAGAUUUGUCCACGCCAGUUAUUCAGCAGCAAUAGUUUGCUUGGUAUCUGGCAGCCAGAUUGUUGUCUUGGAGGAAAAGUUGGUUUCGCAAUACAGAGUUCGUUGUAUAGGAUAAUAUAUAUCGUUCAGCUAGGUUUUGUGACCUCCCUAGAAGUUCUGGUUGUACUUCUGUUUAGGACUACAUCGGACUUCUUCUAUUGACCACUGGCGGCUUCCUGUUUGUUUUGAUAGUCUGUUUUACUUUCUGCCGAUUUCAAAGAAAAGACGUCUUCUCGGUCUCUCUCUCUGUGUCCGCGCGCGCGUGUGUGUGUGUGUGUGUGUGUGUGUGUGUGUGUGAUGUAGCUUCGGUACACAAGAAGUGUACUCCCCCCUCCGCCCGGCGACCACCAAGGAGAGACCCAUGCACUAGACAACUUGAAGACAAUUCUCACAUUAUCCCAUAGUNCCCCCCUCCGCCCGGCGACCACCAAGGAGAGACCCAUGCACUAGACAACUUGAAGACAAUUCUCACAUUAUCCCAUAGUGGACCGAACGUUGACAGCUGAACAUUUCAAGCAAUAAGGACACAGGCUGGAGUGCACGGGGGAGGUGGGUGGGCAAACAAACAGCACAAGACAUU